This is a messenger RNA of Clarias gariepinus (North African catfish), 4780 nucleotides long. RefSeq names its product myosin Ic, paralog a (gene myo1ca). The transcript is spliced from 32 exons. The record is from RefSeq and is a predicted model, not a curated record. Gene Ontology annotation, biological process: vesicle transport along actin filament; actin filament organization. Lineage: Eukaryota; Metazoa; Chordata; Actinopteri; Siluriformes; Clariidae. Gene Ontology annotation, molecular function: microfilament motor activity; actin filament binding; ATP binding. The coding region runs from base 536 to 3733 and encodes 1065 amino acids. Gene Ontology annotation, cellular component: vesicle; microvillus; myosin complex.
UCUUUUGGAUACGCUCAUGGCGAUGAGAUGACGGCCACCCCAGACACUUAGUGGAUUUUUCCGGAAUGUGAUUUCAGUUCUGUUCCUCCUUUUAGCCCUCGUUUUUCUCUUUUGCUAUGGAUGAAGUUUUUUGUUUCCCUUGUUUGUUCGAGGAGUGACUCAUCUUAGCUUAACUUAACUUUAAAACGUUCCAGGAGAGAAAGAGAGAGAGAGAGAGAGAGAGAGAGAGAGAGGCAGAAAGGGGAGCAGAAUAAUUGAAGUCCACUCGUUAUAGAGGCUCGUGGGUUACUGCAUUUUUCCACCAGAGAGAGGGAACACGUCUAUGCCAGUGAGACAGGAGGGAGGAUAGAGCGUGAUCGAGUCAGAAGAUGAAGGAGUCCUCAAAGUAGAAACAGUGUGACGGUGUGCUAGUAGAGAAUUUCAAAGGAUGAGCCGCCUGUAAGGAGAUGCACACAUACACACACAUAUGCUGAGACACUGCUGACUGACUGUCAAACAAACUCGCUGGAUUAAGAGGAACGGAGUGCAGAAACAAAUGAUUCUUGAAAGAGAGAAAGCGAGGCAAAGAGGAGAAAACGAGGGAAGGAUGAGGUACAUUGGCAAGGAGGUAGAGGUGGAUGGAGGUGUGAGGUUGGUGAUGGAGAGCGCUCUGUCAGCCAGGGAUCGGGUCGGGGUGCAGGAUUUCCUGCUCCUGGACAACUACACCAGCGAAGCGGCUUUCAUCGAGAACCUGCGCCGACGUUACAAAGAGAACCUCGUAUACACGUACAUUGGCUCCGUGCUGGUGUCGGUGAAUCCGUACAAAGAGCUCGGGAUCUACUCCAAACCCAACAUGGAGCGCUACAGAGGAGUCAACUUCUACGAGAUUUCACCUCACAUCUUCGGCUUGGCGGAUAACUCGUACCGUGCCCUGCGGACAACGCGUAAGGAUCAGUGUAUCCUGAUCUCAGGAGAGAGUGGAGCUGGAAAGACGGAGGCCUCGAAAAAAAUCCUGCAGUACUACACCACGACCUGCCCCACACGCGACAACACACACUCCAUCCGAGAGAGGCUGCUGCAGUCCAUCCCCGUGCUCGAGGCGUUUGGGAACGCCAAAACUCUGCGCAAUGACAACUCCAGCCGCUUUGGGAAGUACAUGGAUUUGCAGUUUGACUACAAGGGUGCUCCGAUCGGUAGCCACAUUUUGAACUACCUUCUGGAAAAGUCUCGGGUGGUGCACCAAAACCACGGAGAGAGGAACUUUCAUAUCUUCUACCAGCUGUUGGAGUCAGGACACAGCUCGCUACUGACCAGGCUAGGGCUGGAAAUAACCAACGCACAGCACUACCGCUACCUUGUUAAGGGCAACUGUCCAAGGGUGAGCUCCAUUAACGAUAAGCACGGCUGGAGGGCUGUGAGCAAAGGUCUUACCGUCAUCGGCUUCAACGAGGAGGAGGUGGAGGAGUUACUAAAGGUUGUUGCAAGUGUUCUGCAUUUGGGAAACACCCUCUUUGGAGAGGAUGAGCACGGCGAGACACACUUCACCACAGAGACUCAGCUCACAUACCUCACAGAGCUGCUGGGUGUUGAAGGCUCGGCUCUGGGUGAAGCCCUUACUCACAAGAAGAUUGUCGCCAAAGGAGAGGAGAUGAUUGGACCGCUGACCCUCGAGCAGGCUCUCUCAGCUCGAGACGCCCUGGCUAAAGCCAUAUAUGGUCGUACAUUUACUUGGCUUGUCCAGAGGAUCAACCAGUCACUGGCCUUCCAGGAUGAAGUGUACUACACCAGCAAAUGCUCCUCGGUUAUUGGCUUGUUGGACAUCUACGGCUUUGAGGUUUUUCAGAACAACAGUUUUGAACAGUUCUGUAUCAACUACUGCAACGAGAAGCUGCAGCAGCUCUUCAUUGAACUCACACUGAAGAGCGAGCAGGAGGAGUACGAGGCCGAGGGCAUUGGGUGGGAGUCAGUGGAAUACUUCAACAACAAAAUCAUCUGUGACUUGGUGGAGGAGAAAUUUAAAGGCAUCAUCGCUAUUCUGGACGAGGAGUGCUUAAGGCCGGGAGACGCCACUGACAUCACCUUCCUGGAGAAGCUUGAGGAUAGACUGGGAGACCACGCCCACUUUGUAACUCAUAAACUGGCCAAUGGGAAGAUUCGCAAGGCUGUGGGCCGAGAGGAGUUCCGACUACAACACUAUGCUGGAGACGUCAACUACAAUGUGAAUGGGUUCCUGGACAAAAACAAUGACCUUCUGUACAGGAACCUGAAAGAGGUGAUGUGCCAGUCUAGGAAUUCGAUAAUAAGGCAGUGUUUCCAUCCAGAUGAAUUGUCAGACCAGAGGAGACCAGAGACGGCUGCUACACAGUUUAAGCUGAGCUUGGCCAAGCUGAUGGAGAUUUUGAUGUCUAAGGAACCAUCAUACGUCCGCUGCAUCAAACCCAACGACGCCAAACAACCAGGACGAUUUGAGGAAGUGUUGGUCAGACACCAGGUGAAGUACCUGGGCUUGAUGGAGAAUUUAAGGGUAAGGAGAGCUGGAUUUGCGUACAGACGGAGCUUCGAGGCUUUUCUACAGAGGUAUAAGCCUUUGUGUCCAGACACUUGGCCGAACUGGCAGGGGAAACUAUCAGAUGGUGUAUCUACUUUAGUCAAACACCUGGAGUACAAACCAGAGGAGUACAAACUGGGCAGAUCCAAAAUCUUUAUCCGGUUCCCGAGAACACUCUUCCGGACCGAGGACGCUCUGGAACUCAAGAAACCAACUAUCGCGAUCAUUUUACAGAAAUACUGGAGAGGCUACAGAGAAUGGGCCAAAUACCAACGCAUCAGACGGGCCACGAUCACGAUCCAGUCGUGGUGGCGGGGCGUCAAAGGCCGCAGGAAAGCCAAGCGCCGCCGGCAAGCUGCGAACACCAUCCGCACGUUUAUAAAAGGCUUCAUCCUGAGGCACGAGCCACGUUGUCCUGAUAACGAGUACUUCCUGGACCAUGUGCGUUUCUCCUAUUUAAUGACCAUCAAGAGGAACUUACCAAAGAACGUUUUGGACAGGACUUGGCCGGUACCACCGCCGUCCCUUGAAGAGGCCUCGGUGUACGUCCGCCGACUGUGUAUUAGAAACCUGGUCAACGACUACUGCAGGAAAAUCCAACCCGAGUGGAAGAACCAGUUGGAGCAGAAGGUUGUAGCCAGCGGUAUUUUUAGGGGUCAGAAGGACAGCUACCCUCGAAGUGUCCCUAGGCUUUUUGUGGGCACUAGGCUGGAGAAUGAGGAGGUCAACCUCAAAGUGCGACAAACUCUUGGAAGUGAAAACAAACUGAAGUAUGGCGUGCCAGUCAUCAAGUACGAUCGGCAUGGCUUCCGUGCCAGGCCUCGGCAGCUCCUGAUGACCGGCUCUUCUGCGGUUCUUGUUCAGGAGUCCAAAAUCAAGCAGCGCAUCGAUUACGGUUCAUUGCUAGGCAUCUCAGUCAGUUCUCUUAGUGAUGGCUUUUUCGUCCUGCAUGUGCCCACUGCUGACAGCAAGCAGAAGGGCGACCUGGUUCUCCAGAGCGACCACGUGAUCGAGGCUGUCACAAAGCUGGCCAUCUUGUCGGACAAGAUACACAAUGUCAAUGUCAGUCAAGACAGUAUCCGGUUUGCAAUUUCCAGAGGCAAAGAGGGCAUCAUUGACUUCACCUCUGGGGCGGAGCACCGGGUGGUCAAGGCUAAGAAUGGACACUUGGCUGUGACGUCCCCACAAACCAACAGCAGUGUAUGAUCCCGUGUCGACCAAUCACACCAAUCACACAACUCACUAUGAAGAAGCAUUCAUCAUGCCGUUGGUGGACCGAUCGCUUGUUGAAGAAUAAUGCGCUUAAUGCCAACCACCACACAGUCGCCACGCUUUCUAACAGACUGUCACGCUGAAGUGCAAGUUACACUUGUGUUUUGUUUUGAUAGUCAAUUCCACUAACAUUGAAACCUUUUUUUGUAUUAUCCUUAUUAUCAUGUAGGACUUACAGUAGCAGCCUGACUAAUGAACUGACCUGUGCACCAGUUAAUGACUGUUUCGGUUUGUUCAGACAUUUAACCUUUUUAUGGCUGUCUUUUGUCGACUUUUGCACACUUUUUUUUUUUUUCUGAUAGUAAGAAUUUACAAUACAGGGUUUGGCUUUUAUCAGUUCGAAAAUCUCACCCUUUUUUUCACGUUCUUGCCGGAGUGUGGAAGACUAUAGCCCUAAACGUCUGUUACUUCUGGUUUUGAAUCUAAACCACACACUUUACUUCCUGUUUUAAUUUCCUUUCUUUGCUAGCUGUCACUAGAAAUGAGCCCAGAUCGAAAAAGACAGUAUGCAGUCAGAGGCCGAGUGUAUUUAAUGUGUAAGUUGCAGGAAGUUCCCAAAUUUAUCCGCUCACCGUAAAAGACGAUGACUGGACCUCCGUCAUCUAUGGUGAAAGGUGAGGCAAAUCAAGCCAGACAAAACAUUGAAUUUGCUACAGGUUGGUGUAAACAAGUGCAAGAAAAGCCAGACAGAAUGAGCCAAAACUGAAAGCAAGUCUUGGAGUAAGUGUAAUUAAUUAGGAGAGCUGCAAUCCUAAUACAAGUAAUAACACGUGUUUAGCCCAACUGCUAGCUGCAGAGCUGAUUGAAGAAAUCAUCGAGCAAAAUAUAUACACAUUGCACUCACUGGGGAAAAGCUGAAUAAGAGAAACAAAAGAAGAACUGAAUAGACAAGAAUGACCUUUCAUACAAGUGAAGUCUUAAGAUUGUGUCAGUUUGUAAGAAAUCUUUAAUAAUCCCCAAAUAAAUCACAAAAGAAUGCUG